Sorex araneus (European shrew) is the source of this 3867-nucleotide messenger RNA. RefSeq names its product BMP/retinoic acid inducible neural specific 2 (gene BRINP2). NCBI's taxonomy places the organism in Eukaryota, Metazoa, Chordata, Mammalia, Eulipotyphla, Soricidae. The record is from RefSeq and is a predicted model, not a curated record. The transcript has 8 exons. Gene Ontology annotation, biological process: negative regulation of mitotic cell cycle; positive regulation of neuron differentiation. Bases 737 to 3091 code for a protein of 784 amino acids.
UGACCUGCCCGAGCUGCCGCGCGGCCGCGGGGGCCUCCAGGGCUGCAGCAGCGCCGGCCCUUGGGCGGGGGGGGUCCACGGAGAGGGGGGGAGGGCCGAGCAUCCCAGCCGGGGAUGCGCACCUGCCGCGCGGGGCCGGGGCCGCGGGCAGCAGCCGAGCGAGCGGCCGGACCCUCCCGGGGCCGGGGCCGGGCCGCGGGUUCGAGGCCGGCGAGCGGCCGCGGGGGUCGCUGAGCGCGGGCAGCGCGGGCGUGUCUCUUCCGGGGCGCGGAUCGGGGGGCGCCCCGCACCCCGCACGGCCAGCGCGGGGGCGGGGGGCGUUUGCACUUGACAGCCCCCCACCACCACCCCCCCACCACCACCCCCACAGCCCCGCUUCGGGGAUGGCGCUUGGACCCGGGAUCGCUGCUGCCCGGCGCGCAGGCCGCAGGCGGGGGCUCUGACAGCAGCGGCGAAUUCGGACCCGAGACCCCCCCCCCCCCCCCGCCACCAACCACCACCACCACCACCCCCGGGACCGCCGCGCCUGGGCCCGCCCGGGAAGGCGCCCGCGCAGACCAUGGUGUGAAACUUUGCAAAGCUGCCGUUGGAAAUGGUGCACCCCCCCGUCUCCAGGACCGGCCACCCGGGCGCUGGCCAGGCGGGCAGCAGCUGAUCGCGCCUGGAGGACUCCCCUGAGAGGACCGCAGGUGCAGUUGCAGGAGAAUGAGGACCCCCGCCCGCCGGGCUCGGCAGCAUGAGGACCCCGGGCGGCGGCGCGCGGCCUAGGGCGCGGGGGGCGGCCCCGUGGGCCCCGCUGCUGGCGCUGGGCCUGCCUGGGUGGGCGCUGGCGGCCGCGGCCUCGGCGCUGCUCCCCGACCCUGCGGGCCCCGCCGCGCCUGCGCCCCUCGACUGGCUGCUGGCCGACCGCGGCCCCUUCCACCGCGCGCAGGACUACAGCGACUUCCGCGAGCGCCACCGCCAGGGCUUCACCACUCGCUACCGCAUCUACAGGGAGUUCGCCCGCUGGAAGGUGAGCAGCCUGGCGCUGGAGAGGAAGGACUUCUUCAGCCUGCCCCUGCCGCUGGCCCCCGAGUUCGCCCGCAACAUCCGCCUCCUGGGCCGGCGGCCCAACCUGCAGCAGGUGAUCGAGACCCUCAUCAAGAAGUACGGCACCCACUUCCUGCUCUCGGCCACCCUCGGCGGGGAGGAGUCCCUGACAAUCUUCGUGGACAAGCGGAAGCUGAGUCGGAAGGCCGAGACGCCAGGCAGUGGCCCGGGCGCCGCCGGGGGCAGCGCCAACAGCUCGGCCGUGUCCCUGGAGACACUGCACCAGCUGGCGGCCUCCUACUUCAUCGACAGGGAGAGCACCCUGCGGCGACUCCACCACAUCCAGAUAGCCACGGGCGCCAUCAAGGUCACCGAGACCAGGACGGGGCCCCUGGGCUGCAGCAAUUAUGACAACCUGGACUCCGUCAGCUCCGUUCUGGUGCAGAGCCCAGAGAACAAGGUGCAGCUUCUUGGCCUGCAGGCGCUGCUGCCCGAGUACCUGCGGGAGCGCUUCGUGGCGGCGGCGCUGAGCUACAUCACGUGCAGCUCCGAGGGCGAGCUGGUGUGCCGCGACCACGACUGCUGGUGCCGCUGCGCCUCCGGCUUCCCCGACUGCAACUGCCCCGACGCUGACGUGCGCGCCAUGGAGGCCAGCCUGGGGCAAGUGCAGGCCGCCUGGGCCGCCCACAGCCGCCAGUUCGAGGAGUCGGAGGAGUUCCAGGCGCUGCUGAAGAGGCUCCCUGAUGACAGGUUCCUCAACUCCUCGGCCAUCUCCCAGUUCUGGGCCGGCGACAGCGACCUCCAGGACCGCUUCGAGCAGCUGGGCGCCAGCCUGAAGGCGCUGCUGGCCAAGACGCACCGCAUCGUCCGCCGCCUCUUCAACCUCUGCAAACGGUGCCACCGGCAGCCUCGCUUCCGCCUGCCCAAGGAGAGGUCGCUGGCGUCCUGGUGGAACCGCGUCCAGUCGCUGCUGUACUGCGGCGAGGGCGCGGCGGCGGCGGGCACGUUCCUGGAGCAGAGCCGCAGCUGCAGCUGCCCCGCCGAGGCGCCCGCGUGCCAGGGCCCUGUGCCGUGCGCGUGGGGCGAGGGCGCGGCGUGCGCGCACUGCGCAGCCGACAACAGCUCGCGCUGCGGCGGCUGCAACGCGGGCUACGCGCUGGCGCAGGGCGGCGUGUGCCGGCCCGACGUGGCCGAGCCGCCCGAGCACUUCCUGGGGCUGGAGACGGACCUGCAGGACCUGGAGCUGCGCUACCUGCUGCAGCGGCGCGACAGCCGCCUGGAGGUGCACUCCAUCUUCAUCAGCAACGACCUGCGCCUGGGCAGCUGGUUCGACCCGUCGUGGCGCAAGCGCAUGCUGGUGACGCUCAAGAGCAACAAGUACAAGCCGGGGCUGGUGCACGUCAUGCUGGCGCUGUCGCUGCAGAUCUGCCUGACGCGCAACAGCACGUUGGAGCCCGCCAUGGCCGUGUACGUGAACCCGUUCGGGGGCAGCCACUCGGAGAGCUGGUUCGUGCCCGUCAGCGAGGGCGCCUUCCCAGCCUGGGAGCGCACGGCCGUGGACGCGGCGGCGGCCGCGCAGUGCCAGAACUGGACGCUGACGCUGGGCAACCGCUGGAAGACGUUCUUCGAGACGGUGCACGUGUACCUGCGCAGCCGCGUUCGCGGCGCCGAGGGCAGUGCCAACGAGACGGUGUACUACGAACCGCUGGAGGUGGGCGACCCGGCGCAGAACCUGGGCUACAUGCGCAUCGACGCGCUGCAGGUGUUCGGCUACAGCCUGCCCUUCGACCCCGAGGCCAUCCGCGACCUCAUCCUGCAGCUGGACUACCCCUACACGCACGGCUCGCAGGACUCGGCCCUGCUGCAGCUGUUGGAGCUGCGCGACCGCGUCAACCAGCUGUCGCCGCCCGGCAAGGUGAGGCUGGAUCUCUUCUCGUGCCUGCUGCGCCACCGCCUCAAGCUGGCCACCAACGAGGUGGGCCGCAUCCAGGCGUCCCUGCGCGCCUUCAACGCCCGGCUCCCCAACCCCGUGGAGUACGAGACGGGCAAGCUGUGCAGCUAAGGGGGGGCGCCCGGCCCAGGCUCUCACUCCCUUCCCCCGUCCCCCGGGUGCACAACAGGUGGGGGUGGUGGUGCCUUCCUUGGAGGGGGAACCCAAUGCGGGUGUAUUAGCAAUUCUGCAAAAAAAAAGAAAAGAAAAGAAAAAAAAAAGAACCAGCCAAAACCGCCACAGGACACUUGACAUUCGCAUCAUUCCAGAAUGCAGGGGAGGGGAGGGGAGGGUUCUGCGCCCCUUCCCACACCCCCACCCGACCCGCAAGGCCCACCCCCCCCCCCCGACCGGAGUCACUUUUGUAUUCUUUUUAACCAGAUUUCUUAACAGGGCCACUUGGGUUCUUACUGGGUGCCCCCCCCCCCUGCGCCAGCCACCCCUACCAAGAGACACCCCCUCCCCUCCCCCCCAUACAGCAGAGCACGUGGAUGGGCUUCACCCCUGUUUCCAGGGCCUUGCCAUUAUCAGGGGGCCAGGCACCCCCCCCACCCCGCCCUUUCCCCAGCACCCCGCACCGCGGCCUGUCCACGGAAGAUGCUCUUAUCAAGCAAGUGACGAUACAGGGAGAUGCUCUUUUUAAAAAAAAAAAAAAAGAAAGAAAGAAAAACACCCCAACUAUUUAUUUUGUGAUUGUCUUCCUUGACCGAUCUGUUGCUGCCCCGAAAACACGAGUAAAACUUGACCUGGUUUCAUAUAUAUUUUUACAAAGCCUUUUGAAAACAGGAGGGGGGGGAGUCUUUGAGAAAAAGAGAAGAAAAGAAUAUCCGUGCUCAAGGUUGCCUGGA